This is a messenger RNA of Plenodomus lingam JN3, 345 nucleotides long. NCBI's taxonomy places the organism in Eukaryota, Fungi, Ascomycota, Dothideomycetes, Pleosporales, Leptosphaeriaceae. The record is from RefSeq and is a predicted model, not a curated record.
AUGUAUAAAGAGCCAAUGCAUGGUACAGUACUAGGAAGUCCCUCCUAUCCUAUCCUAUACCAUCCUGCUUGUCCGAGUCGAGUCGAGGGAGAAGGAAGCAAGUUCCAUCUCGAUGGCUGGCCUGGCCCUGUGUUGUCGGAAGCGGAAAGGUGGGUGGACCCCUUGUUCCCAAGGUGGAAAGGUGACGAGGUUGCUGGGACAUGUCACGCCACCAACGCUUCCGGUGGUCUGAUUCUCUCUGUCCUCCAAAGGGCCCAUCGGCAGCGCCCAGCCAGAACAACAGCUGCAAACUCGAACAAACCCGUCUUGUCGUGCAACCGCCAUUUCUCCGAGAUGGCCGUUUGA